Molecule: messenger RNA, 2121 nt
Organism: Varanus komodoensis (Komodo dragon)
Lineage: Eukaryota; Metazoa; Chordata; Lepidosauria; Squamata; Varanidae
Gene: RNF166
Product: ring finger protein 166
Exons: 6
Coding region: 39-872 (277 amino acids)
Biological process (GO): protein polyubiquitination; ubiquitin-dependent protein catabolic process
Molecular function (GO): ubiquitin protein ligase activity
Source: RefSeq, a predicted model, not a curated record
AGCGUGAAGGCGCGCGCCGGCUGCUGACGUAGUUGGCGAUGCGCCGCCCUUGUCCUCCUCUUCCAUCUUCCUCCUCCUCCUCCUCCUCCUCGUCGUCGUCGGCGUCGUCCAUGGCGGCGGCGAUGUUCCGCAGCUUGCUGGUGUCGGCGGGCGGGUCCCGCGAGGCGCCGCCCUCCUCCGCGCCCUCUUCCUCGGCCGCCCCGGCCGCCCAGCCGCCGCCCGAGGCCGGCGCCGCGCUGGAGGCCCAGUUCAGCUGCCCCAUUUGCCUGGAGGUCUACCAGAGGCCCGUCCGCAUCGCGCCCUGCAGGCACACCUUCUGUGGGGAAUGCCUGCAGCCGUGCCUCCAGGUGCCGUCUCCUCUCUGCCCACUUUGCCGCAUGCCCUUUGACCCCAAAAAAGUGGAGAAGGCCUCCAGUGUCGAGAAGCAGCUCUCCUCCUUCAAGGCACCCUGCCGAGGCUGUAGCAAAAAGGUGACCCUUGCAAAGAUGAGGCCCCACGUCACGUCCUGUGCGAAGGUUCAGGAGCAAAUGGCCAACUGCCCCAAGUUCGUUCCGGUUGUCCCGACUUCCCAGCCCAUCCCCAGCAACAUCCCGAACCGGUCCACGUUCGUGUGCCCCUACUGCGGAGCUCGAAACCUCGACCAGCAGGAGCUGGUGAAGCACUGCAUGGAGAACCACCGCAACGACCCCAACAAAGUGGUUUGCCCGGUCUGCUCAGCCAUGCCUUGGGGGGACCCCAGCUAUAAGAGCGCCAACUUCCUGCAGCACCUCCUGCAUAGGCACAAGUUCUCCUACGACACGUUUGUGGACUACAACAUUGACGAAGAGGCAGCUUUGCAAGCCGCGCUGGCACUCUCCCUUGCGGAGAAUUGAAGGCGGCGGCCGCCAGGCAGCGCUCUGGAACUGGCGAGCUCCCGACGGCCUUCCGCACGGGCCCUUGCCCCUCGGCCGGAGGCCUGUGCUCCCACGCGGCAGCCCUCCUCCCUGGCUCCCGUCCCGCCUGCCCAUUCGGGCGGCCCUUCCCGCGCGGUCGGAGCCGAAGGCACUGGGUGGAGGAGCCCCGAGGGGCCUGCCGGCCUGCUCGGUUCGAACUUUCGGUUGGACAUUCCAUUCGUAACUUAAGUACGGAGGGUCUAUUUUAUUAAGAUGCUUUUAAUAAGAUUUUAGCACCGCCCGCCCUCGUUUGGUUUGCAGUUUAUAAUAGCCGCAAGGAAUUUUGUGGGGAAACCAUAGUUCGGUUUUUUUAAUCACUGUUCUUUUGGCUAACUCGUUUGGGUCCUGCUUAGUUUUUUAUUUAAAGGGAAGAACAAGCACGGGACCUUCGCAAUGGUGGGAAUAUUCGUGACACCUUGGUGUCACUCGCGAGCUUCGCCGCCACCGCCACCGGGCAACGAACUGUGGGACAGAGCAGUGCGCGGCCUGCCAGUCGGCAGCUCGGAGGUCUCGGGCCCCCCGCGCGGAGACACAGUUUCUAGCCACGAGUGUUCGGCCGCCUCGCUCUCUCCUGCCCCCCCCCGCCCCACUGUUAACCUUGCUCAUUUUGUACCAGCUUUUGUGAUACUCCGUCCAGAGGUUCUUCGUGGGUUUUUUUCUACAUCUCUCAGUGUAACAAUACUCUUUUCACAUUUUAUAGAGAGAACAAAGCAGUUAACUCUUGAUAUUGCAAUAUCUGUGUUUGAUUAGGAACAAUAGUAUUUUUAUGAAACAUUAUUUUUUAAAGUAUAUUUUUUAAAGAAACAAAAAAAUGGCACGGGUUCAAGAAUUGCAGGUGGGGAGCAGCAUGCUGGGCCCUGGAGAGGAGAAAGGCCUCUCUUUCCGACAUGAUCGCCUUCCCCGUGCCUCAUGGCCCGAGGGUCUUGUCUCCUGGAAUGAAAGAAACGCAUCUUGGAAACGACCUUUCCGAGUCUCCUUGGCUUCCAGCAGCGGACAGUAUCUCCGCCUCCCUCCCUCUCUUGCGAGCAGGAAGUGAGAGAGACGCAGGUGGGUGUCGUGGGUUGUCGUCCCCUCUUCCUUACCUUUCCGCUGCUGCUAGAAGUCCUGUGGAAGGGGUUGCCCUCCAGGUGUUCCGUUAAUGGGCCAGUACGCUAAAGUAGGCUUGAAAUAAAUAGAAAUGAAUACACUA